Messenger RNA from Juglans regia (Persian walnut), 411 nucleotides. RefSeq names its product 40S ribosomal protein S4-3-like. Gene Ontology annotation, molecular function: RNA binding; structural constituent of ribosome. The coding region runs from base 1 to 411 and encodes 136 amino acids. NCBI's taxonomy places the organism in Eukaryota, Viridiplantae, Streptophyta, Magnoliopsida, Fagales, Juglandaceae. Gene Ontology annotation, cellular component: cytosolic small ribosomal subunit; ribosome. The transcript has 2 exons. The record is from RefSeq and is a predicted model, not a curated record. Gene Ontology annotation, biological process: translation.
AUGUACUCUGUAAUGAUGAAAGACCCAAUUAUCAAGGCCAAUGACACCAUCACGCUGGACUUGAAAGCCAACAAAAUUGUCUAUUUCAUCAAGUUUGAUGUUGGGAAUGUUGUCAUGGUGACUGGUGGAAGAAACAUGGGUCGUGUUGGAAUAAUUAAGAACAAGGAGAAGCAAAAGGGAAGCUUUGAAAUAGUUCACAUACAAGAUGCCCUUGGUCAUGAGUUUGCAACCCAUCUUGGAAAUGUUUAUAGCAUCGGCAAGGGUACGAAGCCAUGGGUCUCUCUUCCCAACGGCAAGGGUAUCAAGUUGUCCAUCAUUGAAGAGGCAAGGAAGAGUACCUCAAUGACCCGCAUGCCGAACACCAUUUCGGAAAGAUGGUGCGAGCACAAGAUGGAUUUCUCAGAAGGUUGA